This is a messenger RNA of Cuscuta europaea, 3006 nucleotides long. NCBI's taxonomy places the organism in Eukaryota, Viridiplantae, Streptophyta, Magnoliopsida, Solanales, Convolvulaceae. The record is from the annotation of a GenBank genome assembly.
CCCUCAACUCCCCCCCACAAUCGCACACACUUAUCUUCAUCCAUCUAUCUAUCUUCGUUCAUUAUAAAUAACUUUCAUUAUUAGCUAGGUUUUGCUAUCAUAUCCUUCAACCACCAUACUUCAAUUCAAUUCCGCCAUCAAGUCUUUCCAAGCUAGCUAGCUAGCAAAAUUAAGACCAGCAGCUUAGAUAGUGAAGAGAGAUCCAAGGCAUGGCCUCCGGCGGUGAGGAACACCUUCUCUCCACCGAGAUCGUCAACCGCGGCAUCCAAUCAUCGGGACCGGAUGCCGGAUCCAUGACGUUCUCGGUGAGGGUCCGGAGGCGGCUGCCGGAUUUCGUGCAGUCCGUGAAUCUCAAGUACGUGAAAUUAGGGUAUCAUAACUUGAUAAACCAUGGGAUAUACUUGGCCACCGUGCCGCUCUUGUUGCUGGUUUUCGGCGUGGAGGUUGGGAGCCUUAGUAGGGCGGAGCUGUGGCAGAAGCUUUGGGAUAGCACUGCCAAGUACGACUUGGCCACCGUCUUGUCUUUUCUUGCUUUGCUUGUCUUCACCCUCUCUGUUUACUUCAUGUCCAAGCCCCGCCCUAUUUAUCUUCUUGAUUUUGCCUGCUUCAAACCCAGUGAUGAUCUCAAGGUAACAAAGGAGCAGUUCAUCGAGUUGGCUCGGCAAUCGGGGAAAUUCGACGAAGCAAGCCUGGAGUUCCAGAAGAGAAUCUUAGAAUCGUCGGGCAUCGGGGACGAGACGUACGUGCCGAAGUCGAUCGGGUCGGUGGAAAAGACGGCGACGAUGAAGGAAGGGCGGGCGGAGGCGUCAAUGGUGAUGUUCGGGGCGAUAGACGAGGUGCUGGAGAAGACGGGGAUCCGGCCGAAGGACAUCGGAGUGCUGGUGGUAAACUGCAGUAUCUUCAACCCGACGCCGUCGCUGUCGGCGAUGAUCAUAAACCACUACAAGAUGAGAGGGAACAUCCUGAGCUUUAACCUGGGGGGGAUGGGGUGCAGCGCCGGGAUCAUCGCUCUCGACCUCGCGCGCGACAUGCUCCAGGCCAACCCUAACAACUACGCCCUCGUCGUCAGCACGGAGAUGGUCGGCUUCAACUGGUACCCCGGCAAGGAUCGCUCCAUGCUCCUCCCUAAUUGCUUCUUCCGCAUGGGUUGCUCCGCCCUCGUCCUGUCCAAUCGCCGCCGCGACUUCGCCCGCGCCAAGUACACCCUUGAGCACAUUGUUCGCACUCACAAAGGCGCCGACGAUCGCGCCUUUAGGUGCGUGUACCAAGACGAAGAUGAAGAGCGGCACAAGGGACUGAGGAUAAGCAAAGAGUUGGUGGAAAUCGGUGGCGACGCGCUGAAGACAAACAUCACCACCCUGGGACCCCUCGUCCUCCCCUUCUCGGAGCAGCUCAUCUUCUUCGCCAACCUCAUUGCCUCCCGCGUCUUCCCCGUCGGCUCAUCCUCCAAAACCAAAUCCCCGAACAAGCCCUACAUUCCCGACUACAAGCUGGCCUUCGACCACUUCUGCGUCCACGCCGCCAGCAAGACCAUCCUGGACGAGCUCCAGCGCAACCUCGGCCUCACCGACGCCAACAUGGAGGCCUCCCGCGCCUCCCUCCACCGCUUCGGCAACAACUCCAGCAGCAGCAUCUGGUACGAGCUUGCUUACAUGGAGGCCAAGGGCGCCGUUAAGCGCAACCACCGGGUUUGGCAGAUUGCCUUCGGCUCCGGCUUGAAGUGUAACAGCGCCGUCUGGAAGGCCGUUCGCCGGGUUAGGAAACCCACUGAAAGGAACCCUUGGCUCGACCGGCUUGAUGCCUACCCCCAGGCUCUCUACCCUUGAUCGUAGCUUAUUUUAAAUUAUUCCACAAACCAAUUAUUAUCAUCAUAAUAUAUAUAAUUAUCAGUAUAAUCCUGUUUAAUUAUUACUUUGUAUAUGCAUCAAAGCAUGCAUGCACGUACUAUAUAUUGUUAUUACUUCUUUUAAAUGCCGACCGGCCGGCCGGUAAAAAACUACGAGUUAGCUAGCUACAAUGUCUAUUGCAAGGCUUUCUUUAUUUUUAAAUUGCUUGUAAGACUACAUCAAUGAAAGCUUACCAUUUAGGACUGUCAUGGUUUGUCCAUCCUUUUGAUUUAUUUAAUUCUAUUUCAUAAAACUCUAUUAUUACUAUCCAAUUUUACCGUUCAUUUUAGUAUUUCAUACUCCGUAUUAAAAUUAAUAGAAUAUCUUCCCCAACUUCUCCAUCUCUACAGACUCAUCGACAACAUGGCCACAUUCACCAGUACUAAAGCAUUGCUCAAUGAGCUUGAAUGCUUGAAAUCGACAAGGUCUCACCGAGUAUCGGUGGCGUGCGGUUGCACCACGAUGCUCAUCUCUCUCGCCAAAGGUGGUCGCAAUCACAACUGCUUCACAUCUCUAGCUCCAGUCACUUUUGGAUGGAUACAUUGGCUACUGUUAGGUCCCCUAGAUUUUGAUGAACAAGUAUUGUUUUGAUGAUGUCACCCCUUUUUGUAUAAUAUCCUUGUAAUAGACUAGCACUUGUAUUUGUUUUACUACUGUUUAUUGUAAUGUGCUCAAAAAUGAGAAAUUACUCAAGAAAAACAGAGAGUACUAAAAAGAGAAGAAACAUACCAUAAAACAAAGAGAAAAGAAACAAAAAGAAAAAGGUACGAAAAGAGUUAACAGAAGCCCUUUUGAUUAAACUAAUCAGAAAACCUUCAAUGACCUGGUCACAACAGAGAACCUCAACUCUGAUGGACAUCAGAACUGAUCAACUCUGGUGACACCAAAGUAAAGAUUUCUGAUAUAUACGAGAAGACCUUCUGUUAUGAUCAUAACAGAAAACCUCAAACAAAGGUGGUUCUCUGUUGACACCAGAACAGAAGACCUCAUAGGUAUUCUGGUAAGGUAUUCUGUUGAGGUAUCCUAAUCAAAAUCUCAACAUCUGCUAUUCUUCUCCUAGCACAGAAACAAGAAGACAGAAGACCGACUUGCAGUCAGAAUGACAGAAUGCAUAGAAAAU